Pelobates fuscus (common spadefoot toad) is the source of this 7877-nucleotide messenger RNA. It is a transcript of the gene STAB2, whose product is annotated as stabilin 2. Gene Ontology annotation, biological process: cell adhesion. The record is from RefSeq and is a predicted model, not a curated record. Gene Ontology annotation, molecular function: calcium ion binding; low-density lipoprotein particle receptor activity; low-density lipoprotein particle binding. The transcript has 69 exons. Bases 65 to 7717 code for a protein of 2550 amino acids. NCBI's taxonomy places the organism in Eukaryota, Metazoa, Chordata, Amphibia, Anura, Pelobatidae.
AAAUUAUAAGCAUUUGGGGUCAUUUCAUGUUACCACAAUCCACAUGAAACCAGUUUAACACAAGAUGAAGGAAAAAUCACUUAUUUAUUGCUUUGCGGUGUCUGUGAGCCUCCUAGGAAUUUGUAUAGUGGAGUGUCUGGCUAGUAACAAAUGUGAUAGAAGCAUUUUUCUUUCAUCACACACGGAGUGUCGCUCUUGUGCAGUAAACUCUCAAGUAGAUUGUAAUGAAGGUUUCCUAAAAAUCAGCAACGGAAGUGGAAUACGCGAUUGCAGAUACACUCUGGAAAUAAGGGACUAUGCUAUAUCUCUCCCUGGUUGCCGACAUACAUGUAUAAUGAGAAAAACUCAGGCUCUGUGUUGUCCCGGGUAUUGGGGACCAGACUGUAUGGAAUGCCCAGGAGGAGCUUCGGCACCUUGCAACAACAGAGGUAUAUGUUCUGACGGGAUGCAGGGCAAUGGGACCUGUUCAUGUAAGGCAGGAUUUGGUGGAACGGCCUGUGAGACAUGUGCUGAAGAUACAUUGUAUGGAACAGACUGCAGCUCUGAAUGCGAUUGUCUACAUGGAGUCUGCAACAGUGGAAUCACGGGGGAUGGAAUAUGCUUGUGCUUGUCAGGAUACGGUGGGCUCAGGUGUGAUCAGCCUUUACCAGAAUGUAAAGCACUGAAAUGCUCAGAAAAUUACAGGUGUGUGUCCGACGGCUCAGGUGUGCUUGUUUGCAAGUGCCUGCCAAAUUAUCAGGAAAUUGGAGCAAAAUGCCAACCGAUUAAUCCCUGUUUGAAAAAGGUUUGCGAUGCAGCUGCUGAUUGCACUUACAUUGGACCAAAUAAACACAAGUGUACAUGCAAGGAAGGAUACAAAGGUGAUGGCAAAGUGUGUUUACCAGUUGACCCCUGCCAGACAAACUUUGGGAACUGUCCUACAGCGUCUUCUGUCUGCAAGUAUGAUGGACCUGGAAAGUCUCACUGUGAAUGUAAGUCAGGGUACAAGAACUUUCAAGAUGGCAAAGGUUGCGAACUGGUCGAUGUAUGUGCAACCAAGAACCCAUGCAGCAAAAAUGCUAAUUGCACCACUGUUGCCCCAGGCAAAACAGAGUGUACAUGCAAGAAAGGUUAUAUUGGGGAUGGGAUUUCAUGCUUUGGAAACAUAUUGGAUCGGAUGAAGCAGUUGAAUGAAAACAUAGGGCAAUGGAGAGGCAAGCUCUCCACUGCAAUAUCCUUGUUUGAGGUAUAUUCGUGGCCACUGUCUUCAAUGGGACCAUUUACGGUAUUGGUACCUAUAAACAAAGGAAUGAAAGGGAAAGAUGUAAAGAACAUUUUAGCAAAUAAGGAGAAUGCCCUAUACUUUAUAAAACUUCACAUGAUUGCAGGACAAAUGACUACUGAUGUGCUCAAUAACACCAAUUUAAUUUACACUUUAACCGGGAAAUCUGGAGAGAUAACAACUGGAAAUGAGGAAUUUAGGAUAAGGAUUCAUGGAAGCAAAAAGACAGGGAAAGUAAUAGAAGAAAACAUUAUUGCUUCAAACGGGAUUUUGCAUAUUAUUGAUAAAGCCAUGGAUUUUGUGGAACCUACUCUGGAGAGCAACAAAAAAGAAUCAAUCAUGGAGAUUUUACAGGAAAAUGGCAGAUACAAUCUCUUUCAUACACUUUUAGAGAAAUCAAAUUUGGGAUCAAGCUUAGAAAAAGACGGGUCUUACACUGUCUUCGUUCCCAAUAAUGCAGCACUGCAAGCAAUGGGAAAUGGGACGCUGGACUAUCUGCUCUCUAAGGAGGGCUCACGGAAACUUUUGGAACUUGUCCGAUACCAUAUUGUCUCUCCUGCAGAGCUGGAUGUCGCAAACAUCAUCUCAGCUAAUAACAUCAUGAGUAUGGCUAACCAGCUGAUCCAGUUUAAUACCACCAAUAAAGGGCAGAUCUUAGUGAAUGGAGAAGAGGUUGAAGAAGCAGAUGUUGCAGCAAAAAACGGACGCAUUUACACUUUGGAUGGAGUACUUAUUCCACCAUCAAUAUUACCUAUUCUGCCACAUCGAUGUGAUGACGUCAGAUAUGAAUUGCAACAUGGAUCCUGUAUUUCGUGUACAAUGAUGGUUUACAGUAGAUGUCCAGAAGGAUCAAAGCGUCUGGAUAUUUUUUCCAGGCGAUGUUUCCAAAGAACCAGUAUCAUGGGUAGCGACUAUCCAGUGCUCGGUUGUUCUAGGUACUGCAAUGUAACAGUUAAGGUACCCAAAUGUUGCAAAGGUUUCUACAGCCCAGACUGCAAUCUGUGCCCAGGGGGCUAUUCAAAUCCUUGCUCAGGAAAUGGAGAGUGUAUGGAUGGCAUGAAGGGAAAUGGCACUUGUGUAUGUGAUGCAGGUUAUACUGGAACAGAAUGUCAGCGUUGCUCAGAUGACAGAAAAUAUGGAAUUCGAUGUGACAAACAGUGCCUCUGUAUCCAUGGGAGAUGUAAUAAUCACAUACACAGUGAUGGUAGUUGUCUUCCUGGCUCCUGUUUGCCUGGAUACGUCGGAAAGUUUUGUGACCAGCAUACAACUCCAUGUGGCCCUCAAUUUACAUUCUGCCAUGCACAUGCAGACUGUGUGUUCAAUGACGGGAUACCAAGCUGUGUUUGCAAAGUUGGCUAUGAGGGAGACGGCACCUACUGCAAAGAAGUAAAUCCCUGCUUUGCUACAGGUGUGCAGGUGUGCAAUAUUAAUGCUGAAUGCUUCCACCUUGGUCAAGGAAAGCACAAGUGUGUCUGCCGUCCCGGGUGGACAGGAGACGGACAAGACUGCUCAGCUAUCAAUAAUUGUCUUCAGAGCAAUGGAGGUUGUCAUGCCAAUGCUACCUGUGAAUAUAUUGGUCCUGGUCAGAGUGACUGUGAGUGUAACACAGGUUUCAGAGGGAAUGGUAUUGAAUGUGAGCAAGUAAAUGCAUGUCUAGAGGACACAAAGUGCCAUCCCUUGGCAACUUGUCAAAAAAUGCCCUUAGGAUUCUGGGAGUGCGUUUGUAGAGAUCCCUAUGAAGGCGAUGGUACUGUUUGCUUCGGGAAUGUAGCAAAUGUAAUUUCAUCGCUUGGAGAAGCAUCUGAGUUUUGGAAAUGGUUUGAAGAUCCUUCUAUAUUGUCAUUGAUAACCCAGACUCCAAAUAUCACUGUGCUUGUACCUUCCCAGCAAGCUUUUAGCAAUAUGAACCAGCAUGACAAAACCUACUGGAUGAAUAAAGGAUCUGUGGCGGCUUUGUUGAAGUAUCAUAUAUUAAACAGAAUCUACAAGGUUGAUGAUCUAAAGAACUUGUCGUCAUCGGACAUGCUGGCAACCUCCCUUAGCAAUAAUUUUCUGAAAUUAUCAAAAGAAAAUGGGAACGUUACUGUUGGAGGGGCUAACUUGCUUGUUGGUGAUGUGGCCGCGACAAACGGAGUUGUUCAUCUUAUUGACAAGGUAUUGACACCUGACAUACUUUUGGUUACAUCAAUGCCUGACCUUAUGGCCAGAUUAGACCAAAUGCCUGAUUAUUCAAUCUUCCGUGGAUAUAUUAUUCAAUACAAGCUUGCAGAGCGAAUCGAAGCUUACGAUUCCUACACUAUAUUUGCACCCAGUAAUGAUGCUAUCAACAGUUACAUUCAGAAGAAACAGCCGGCAACAUUGGAUGAAGAUGCAAUACUAUAUCAUGUUAUAUUAGGAGAGCAACUCAUGAAGAAUGAUCUCAAGAACGGCAUGCAUCGAGAAACUAUGCUGGGAUUCUCUUUCCAAAUUGGUUUCUUCAUUCACGAUGGACAGGUCUAUGUCAAUGGUGCUCCAGUCAAUUAUACCAAUGCUGCAACCAACAAGGGUGUUAUUCAUGGAUUGGGAAAGGUUUUGGAAAUUCAGAAGAACCGAUGUGAUACUAACGAAACCACUACUUUAUUAGGAAAGUGCGCUGAGUGUGGAUCUGAGCCAAUUUGUCCUCCAAACACACAGCCUGAACCUACUACAAAAAAGGCCUGCAUAUACACAAAAUACAUUUUAACGAAGAGAUACAUCCAUGUUGGCUGCCAAAUGAAAUGCUCUAGCACUGUUAUUACUAGAGAGUGUUGCUCAGGAUUUUUUGGAGCUGAAUGCUUACCUUGUCCUGCAAUAGCUGGGAACGCAUGUUUCGGCAAUGGCAUUUGUAUGGAUGGUAUCAAUGGAACUGGGAAAUGCCAAUGUGAAGAUGGAUAUAAUGGAACAGCUUGUGAAAACUGCAUAAAGGGAAAAUACGGGUCUCGCUGUGAUCAAGAAUGUUCCUGUGUCAAUGGAAUAUGUAAUGACGGGCUCGGUGGCGAUGGGACUUGUCAAUGCGAUGUUGGUUGGAGGGGUGUUAAUUGUGACAUUCAAAUCAAGGACGAUAAAUGCAGUAAAAGCUGCCAUACCAGCGCUAACUGUCUCGUUAAGACUGAUGGAACGCCAUACUGUCAAUGUGCUGCUGGCUUCAAAGGAAAUGGCACAUUCUGCUCUGCUGUUGAUGCCUGUGAGACGAGCAAUGGUGGUUGCUCUGUGAAUGCAGAAUGUCGAAAAACCAAACCAGGGAGCAGAAUAUGUGUUUGUAACCAAGGCUACACCGGAGAUGGAAUAGUGUGUCUUGAAAUCAACCCCUGCAUCACAAAUAAUGGUGGAUGCGCCAAGUUUGCUGAAUGCACAAAAACUGGGCCAAACCAGGCUACCUGUAACUGCUUGCCGAAAUACUCUGGAGAUGGUAAAAAGUGCUCUCCUAUUAACCCAUGUAUAACCAAAAAUGGUGGCUGCAGUGAAUUUGCGAAAUGUUCCGCUACUGGGCCAGGAGAAAGAAAUUGUACUUGCAAAACCAAUUACAUGGGGGACGGUGUGACCUGCAGAGGAAAUAUAUAUGAGGAGCUCAAAAAGUACCCACAAAUGUCUGAAUUUUACUCCAUGCUACAGUCAAGCAGUCUCAAUGAACUCUCGGGAUCUGGCCCAUUCACCGUCUUUGCUCCUACCAGUGAUGCUUUUAAAAGAGAGCCACGGACCAAAGAAUGGAUUGAUAAUGGAAUUAUGGACCAAGUACUCUUAUAUCACAUUGUGCAUUGCGCCCAGGUCCCUCGAGAGGAUCUAACAUCAUUGUCAAAAGUAACAUCCCUCCAGGGAGAAAGUUUAAAAAUUGCUUCAACAAAGGAUUCUUUGACAUUGAACGGGGAGGCAAACGUAGCUUCAAAUGAGCAGUUGCUGACGAAUGGUAUUUUGUACACUAUAGAUAAAGUACUUGUUCCUCAAAACAUGCAAACAUUCAAGAAAGAUACAUUUGGAAGAAAAAUGGAUAAUUUGACAGCAGUCGCAGAUGCUUAUGGCUACACUACAAUGGUCCAAUUAUUACAGAAUGCAGAUCUUAUGGCACUCAUUAACGAUCCCAUCCACAAGCCGGUUACUAUAUUUUUGCCUUCGGACAACACCCUGAAAAAUCUACCUAAGGACCAACACGAUUUUCUUUUCAACAAUGACAACAAGGACAAACUUUCACAGUAUUUAAAGUAUCACAUCUUCAGAGACGGACAAGUCAACUCAGUUAAUCUUCCCGACACCAGAAAAACUCUGCAAGGCUCGGAACUUACUGUAAAAUGUGGUGACAAAGACUCUGUGGGCGACUUGUUUCUGGAUAACCGGCAGUGUAAGAUUAUACAGCGCCAGCUUCUAUUUGAUGGAGGGGUUGCUUAUGGUAUUGACUGUCUGCUGACACCUUCUAGCGUUGGUGGACGAUGUGACAACUUAGUUACUUUCCAACUUACGGGUAAUUGUGGAUUCUGCUUUAAUACACCGAAUUGUCCGUCAGGAAGCAAACCCCAGGGUGCAAAGACAAAAUGUCCUUACACACUAACAUCUAAAAGAGUUAUAGAUGGCUGUCGUUAUGACUGCGCAAUGGUUCUCUGGAUGACAAAGUGCUGCUCUGGUUAUUAUGGGCGAGAUUGCCAAGCCUGUCCUGGUGGGCCAGAAAAGCCAUGCAAUAAUCACGGGACAUGCACAGAUGGAUACGCUGGAACCGGAGAAUGUAGAUGCUUGGAUGGAUUCAAUGGGACUGCCUGUGAUACUUGUUUGCCAGGAAGAUAUGGAUCUGAUUGCAAAUUUUGUGAUUGCACAAGUCAUGGGCAAUGUGACGAGGGCUACAGCGGAACGGGAACAUGUGCUUGUCAAAAUGGAUGGACUGGGAAACGUUGUGAAACUAAAAUAAAUGUACCUCCAGUCUGCACUCCACCUUGUUCCAGUAAUGCUGUGUGUAAGAAAAACAUGUGUGAAUGUAACGCAUUAUAUGAAGGCGAUGGAAUAACAUGCACUGUGGUGGAUCUUUGCAAGCAGAAAAACGGUGGCUGUGACACUAAUGCCAAAUGUUCCCAAAAUGGGGUAAAAGUCACCUGUGGCUGCCUGAAGGGGUACACAGGAGACGGUAAAACGUGUGCCCCUAUUGAUCGAUGUGCUGAUGGGUUAAACGGUGGUUGUGACGAACAUGCUACUUGUACAAUGACGGGACCGGACAAGAGGCAGUGUGAAUGUAAAGAUCAAUACAUUGGGAAUGGAGAGAGCUGUGAACUAAAGCAACUACCGAUUGAUCGUUGCUUGCAGGAUAAUGGACAGUGUCAUAUUAAUGCAAACUGUGAUGAUUUACACUUUCAAGACACACUUGUUGGCGUGUUUCAUUUGCGCUCUACGAAAGGAACCUAUAAGUUUACAUUUGAUGAAGCUGCACAAGGCUGCACUUACGAGGGUGGAACUCUUGCUACAUACAAUCAGCUUUUAUAUGCACAACAGGCUGGAUACAGUAUGUGUUCAGCUGGAUGGAUGGAAAAAGCACAAGUCGGAUAUCCAAUGGCAUUCUCCAACCCUAACUGCGGAUCAGGACAUGUUGGAAUUAUAGACUACAAGAUCCGUGUCAAUCUUAGCGAGACCUGGGAUGCCUUCUGCUACAGAGUUAAAGAUGUAGAAUGCACCUGCAAGUAUGGCUAUAUUGGUGAUGGGUACAACUGCAACGGAAACAUACUCCAAGUCUUGAUGUCUUUUCCUAUAUUUUCGAAUUUUGUGUUGGGAAUCAUGGCCUAUUCUAAUACUUCACAAAAUGGCAAAGACUUCGUAAACUACCUCACUAAUUUAUCAAUCCAAGCAACACUUUUCGCCCCAAGCAAUGAUGGACUCUUUGAGAACCAUACUCUCUCUGGCCGUGACAUAGAAUAUCACCUAGCGAAUGUCAGCACAUUCUUUUUUGAUGAUCUCAGCAACGGAACAGCCCUCCAAACCAGGAUAGGCAACAAGCUGACAAUCUCCAUGGACAAUGACCUAGAUCGCAAAAAGGCCCAAACUGCAAAAAACCGAACCAAAUAUGUGGACGGAAAGGUCAUACGACAAUGGGACUUUUAUGCUUCAAAUGGUAUCAUUCACAUGAUUUCUGAACCCCUUAAAGCUCCCCCUGAACCAAUAGCUCUACAUGCAGGACACGGAGCCGGGAUAUUCUUUUCCAUUGUUCUGGUUAUUGGAUUGGUGGCUUUAGCGAUCUAUGCGUACAAGAAGUUCAACAGACGGGAUUUCCAGUUCCAGCAAUUUAAUGAUUAUGAUGAUAAACAAAUAGCGGCAGAGCUUGAUGGAGCACCAGUCGCAAACCUUUCCAAUCCCAUGUAUGAAAGUAGCACAAAACCUAUCUCUUCAUCUGAACCCACCAUCGAACCGCCAUUUGACCCAUUUUCUGAUGAUGAACAACAGCUUGUGACCAUUGCUGGACUCAAAAAAUAACUAUAAGCUGACCAAGCCCAUAUUGAGUGGACUGCAUUAAAGAAUGUUCUUCAAAGGAAAGAUAUAGGAAUUGUAUUAAUUCCUGGUGGUGCAGGUUCAGUAGCUCGUUGCAGUCCAUUCAAAUAAAGUGAAUGUGUCUUGCGGCACAGUGUUACUGAAU